AAAGUUAUUUUUUUUUAUUUCCGUUUUCUAAAUUUUUCUUGUGAAAAUUUGUAUUUUAGUUUAGAGUUUUGAUUUUAUUGUGAAACAAUUUUAGAAAUGAAUUUUUGCUCGGUUCCCUAUGAAGCUGAUUUCGGCAUGAAUGCAGAAGCCAAUAAGAUGAUGAACAUGUCCGCUCAAAUGGGCAUGCAACAGAAUGGUGGACAGGGCCAGGGCCAAGGGUCUGGUGGCAUGCCCAUGUCCAUGGGGCCAAUGAACCAGCCCCAGAUGAACCUACCCCCGAUGCAGAUGCCGCCCAUGUCCACCGGUCAGAUGUCCUAUCCGAUGCAGGGCAGCGGCAUGCAGCCUCUGCCCUUGGGCAUGAUGCCGUCGGGCAAUGGCAUGACCCCCCUGGGCACCAUGUCCUCGCACCUGCCCAUUGGCGCCGUGACGCCGCUGAACAGCAUGACCAUGGUGCCGAUGAUGGGCAAUUCGAUGGGCACCAUCGAUGCCCCGGGCGUAAACGCUGUCAUAGCGGAUCUUCAGCCCAUGUCGAGUAUGCAGCAAAUGUCCUCCAUGCCCCAGAUGGGUGGCAUGGCGCAGAUGGGUGGCAUGCACCAGAUGUCCCAAAUACCUCAGAUGUCGCAGAUGCCGCCGAUGCAGCCGUUUACCCAAAUGCCGCAAAUGCAACACCAAGGACGUCUCACAGGGGGCGGCAGCGGCGGCGGCGGCGGUGGAGCUGGUUUAGCCUCCAAUUGCAGUCAGAGCCCGGGAAAUUGGAGCUGCAGCCAUGGCAACAGUCAACCCAUGAUGAGCAACAAUAUGUGGCAGUACAGCGGGAAUCCCUCCCAACAACAACAGCAGCAGCUACUGCAGCAACAACAGCAGGUGCAGCAGCAGCAAGCCCAGCAAAAUCAUCAGCGCAUGAAAUCGCAAUACGAAAUGAUGAACAACAACUACCGGGAUGUGCGCAAUGGCCUAAACUCACCAAACAUGUUUUCACUUCGGGACACCAAGGGCAACACUUCAUUUAAUUCUGGCAAAUCAAUGAACAAGGUCUGGCGUUGAUGAAACAUUGCUAUGAUCCCCCCAAUCCACACUUUUUUGUAACAUUUUAAAUGUUUGGAGCAUCAGUGGAUGCAAUGUACACACAUCCUGUCUUGUACAGUCUCCUCCGCAAGCAUUAACAACAAUAACAAC
Molecule: messenger RNA, 1176 nt
Organism: Drosophila guanche
Lineage: Eukaryota; Metazoa; Arthropoda; Insecta; Diptera; Drosophilidae
Product: transcription activator MSS11
Exons: 4
Coding region: 97-1044 (315 amino acids)
Source: RefSeq, a predicted model, not a curated record